AUCAGCCCCGCCUCACAUCAAAAUGACUUUUUAUCGUCUUUUUGGACACAAAAGUUAAUACUUUCGAGGUCAUUUAGUGCAAUUAGUGACUCAUGUUUUCUAAUAAGUUUUAUCAAUCCGCACGGAUGUUUGCACUAGAGAUUACGUAUGGUCAAAGAUGGAGCAGGACAUGGAGGCAUACGUGAGGACGUGUCUUGUGUGCCAACAAGACAAAACGGAGAAAAGGAAGGAAGCAGGUUUGCUUCAACCUUUGCCAAUCCCGAGUAGGCCUUGGCAAUCUGUUUCUAUGGAUUUUAUUUCAGGUUUUCCUAAAGUUGGUGGCAUGUCAACCAUUUUGGUGAUCGUGGACCGAUUUUCCAAGUAUGGUGUGUUCGUGGCUGCUCCGGAUUCCUGUCCGGCUGAAGUAACGGCGGAGCUGUUCUUCAAAAAUGUAGUGAAGCCUUUUGGUUUACCGGAAGAUAUCAUCAGUGAUCGGGAUUCAAGGUUCACUGGAAGGUUUUGGACUGCCCUGUUCAAGAUCCUUGGCAGUGAUUUGAAGUUCUCCAUUGCGUAUCAUCCGCAAACCGAAGGGCAGACGGAGAGGAUGAAUGCAUUGCUCGAGGAAUACCUGAGGCACUAUGUGACUGCAAGUCAAAAGAACUGGCUUGAGUUGCUGGAUGUAGCGCAUUUUUGCUACAAUCUUCAUCAAACAAGUACGACUGGAAUGACUCCGUUCGAGUCGGCUCUCGGAUUUCAGCCCUUGGCGCCUCACCAAGUGAUGGCAAGGGUAGGAGGGCAGUAUCCAGCGGCGGUACGUUUUGCAAGGGAUAAGCAAGAGCUGAUUGAGGAGGCCCGAGAUAGUCUUGCGUUGGCCCAAGCAAGGAUGAAGAGACAAGUUGACCAGCGGAGAAGAGAUGUUCAGUUCCAAGUCGGGGACUUGGUAAUGCUGAAAUUAACUCCACAGAUUUGGAAGAAGAUCAGUACUAAAUCUGUUCACCGUGGCUUGAUUCCGAAAUAUGAUGGUCCCUUUGAAGUCAUGCAUAAAGUGGGUGAAGUGGCUUAUCGGUUGAAGCUAUCAGAGAGAUUGAAGAUCCAUCCUACUUUUCAUGUAAGCUUCUUGAAACGAUUCAAUCAAGAGGAGUUUGAUGCUUCGAGGCAGCAAGCAAAGAGAGCCCCUCCGACGAUUCGAAGUCAGUUUGAGAAGGCUGUGGAGAAGAUCUGAGAUCAUUCUAUUAAAGGACAAAGCAAGAAGAACCGGCGCACAGAGUACCUUGUCCAGUGGGAAGGUGACUCUAAGGCAGAUGCUGUUUGGGUGAAAGACAUCAACUUAUGGCAGUUUGAAGACAAGAUCGAGGAGUACUGGCGGAGCCGGGAUGGAGCUUCGCAGCCUCCGACGAGGACGUCGGAUUCUCCUGGUGGGGGAGGUUUGUUAGACCCCUAAGUUCUGAGCGUCUUUGGCAGGUCAAGUUAGCCUUGGCUUGACCGCGGCAUUGGGUAUGGCAUAACGGUUGUCCCUUAGUUCGAUGGCAUCGGGUGUUGAUUGACCGCGACAUGCAAGGCAGGGCCUUGGGCAAGCGUGGGGCAAGACAACGGAGAUGGCUUUGAGGAGCUAAGGCAAGUGAAAGUUAGCUCGUGGGUGGCUUGGUUUAGGCCGCGACAUGGAAGCUAGCAUGAGUGGUCGCGAUGUUUCGGGUUUACACCGCGGCAUGAAUCAAGGCUGAAGGCGGUUGACGGUUAUGGGGCGAACAGACGCGACGGUUCGGGUUUACGCCGCGGCAUGAAGUGGACGGAUGCACAAAGGGGUGAACCGGUGGCAUUGGUUGUGCGGCUUCAACUGUUGCCCAACGAAGAGACGCGUCCUUUAGCUAUGGCAGUUGGCUUGUAACUGUCAGACCGGGCCGGUCUAUAAAUUGCGCCGCGGCAUAACCACGAGUUUUGUAGGCAAGAGUGCGUGGCAUUGGUUGUAGAGUCCUUUGUAUUAUUUUGUGAGAUUAAUACAAGGUUGGUCGUUGACCGUAAAGUGUUUGGGUGCCUUGAAUAUAUUCUAAGUGUUCUAAGUGUCCCUAAACCUAAGUGAAACAGGUUUGUGAGUUAGGCUGACUAUCUUAAGGGUUAAGAUAGGCCGUACACGAGCGAAAAUUCUAAGUCCAGAAUUUCCCUGUGUAACAAUUGGUAG
Messenger RNA from Cuscuta epithymum, 2155 nucleotides. Lineage: Eukaryota; Viridiplantae; Streptophyta; Magnoliopsida; Solanales; Convolvulaceae. The record is from the annotation of a GenBank genome assembly.